CGCUGUCAGCAGUGUUAGUUACUCUCUUUAUAUUUUGCAAUUUCAAGUAAAUUUCUUUCCAAAAUAUUUUUUCGUUUUAGUUAUCCAACUUAAAUUGUUCUAAAAUAUACGUCAGAGUUUAUAAAUUGAUUAUUUAAAGUAUAUUGUAUUGUGUGCAACAAAGAAGAAGCACAAUUAUACGGAAUACCGUAAAAUUGUUGAUUAUGUCUACCGCAGAAGUAGAGGAUGAUAUUUAUGCGGGAUAUAAUGAUUACCCAUCGGUGUAUAAUAUCAAAGAUCUCGAGGAGGAUGAAUUAUUUCAGGAAGCUAUCAAGACAAGUUAUGGAAAAAGAUCAAUAUUUACUCCAAAAACACCAGGCACUGCGAUGCGUUUUGGAACAUCAAGUCGAUUUCAAAGUGGUACUACUACAGCAAUUCAACCUAUGACAAGUAGACCUAUGACAGCGGUAAGAAGUGCUGGAUAUACCAGCAAUCAACAGGCUUUUGAUCCUCUUAACUUAGGGACUAGUUCCAAAGGGUCUGCACCGCCGUUAGAAAUUAACAAAGAAGACACGCCCGAAGAGAAAAUAAAAGUAACGGAAAGAAAAAUAAUGGGUUUGAUCGAAACUUCUACACAGGCAGCUUCGGAAAAUAAUAUCAAGAUCGCUUUAGAACGUGCACGAGAAGCUUCCUCAAGGGAAAGGGCUCUUAUACGAUUGCAGGAACAAGCUGGUCUCAGUGACAAUCACAAUAUAGACUUAACGUUUGCAGUGCUGUUUAAUUUAGCGGUUCAAUACACGAAUAACGAAAUGUAUACAGAGGCUAUAGCAACUUAUCAGGCUAUAACAAGGAACAGGAUGUUUAGUAACAGUGCCCGACUCAAAGUUAAUAUGGGUAACAUUUAUGUAAAAAUGGGACAAUUAUCUCAAGCUAUAAAAAUGUACAGAAUGGCAUUUGAUCAAGCCCCGACAGCCCAUAAGGAUUUAAGAAUAAAAAUUAUGCAUAAUAUGGGAAUGUUAUUUGUGCAAAUGGGUCGGUUAGAAGAGGCAGCUAAUAGUUUUGAGUGGGUGAUGAGAGAGAGAGCUGAGUUUAAAGCGGGUUUGCAUGCUGUUUUAUGUCAUUUUGCAUUAUCUCAUCGUGAUAAGAUGAAAAGAGCUUUUUUAGAAUUACUAGAAGUACAACUUAAUAUAGAUCAGGAGGACAAGUAUAGCAUAAAUCCUGAUGAUGCUGCAACUAAUAUAUUAAAUGAAGUAAUAAGGAAUGACGAUUUGUCAAAGUUAGAGAAAGAAAUAAAAUUGGAAUCGGAGAAAACUAUACUUUGUGCGGCAAAGCUUAUAGCGCCUGUUAUUGAAGAUACACUUACUGCUGGAUUUGCUUGGUGUGUUGAUGCUAUAAAAUCCUCGACGCAUAGCAUUCUAGCUGCUGAUUUAGAAAUAAACAAAGCCAUGGUAUUUUUGCAUAAUCGAGAGACACAGCUAGCCAUAGAUACAUUAAAAAUAUUUGAAAAUCGUGACACCAAAGCUAAUAGCGCGGCAGCAACUAUGCUUUCGUUCAUCUACUAUCUCCAAGGAGAUUAUGAUCAAGCUGAAAAAUAUGGAGAAAUAGCUCGCAAUGCCGAUGCUUACAAUGCAGCGGCAUACGUUAAUUUAUCCGCUUGUGCAAUUAAAAAAGAUGAACUGAACAUUGCUAGAGAGCUAUUAUUGUGUGCGCUAGAAACAGAUGCGAGUCAUGUACAAGCUUUAUAUAAUUUAGGUUUAGUUUAUAAAAAAGAAAAUAUGUAUGAAGAAGCCUUAGAGUGUUUUUGGAAAAUUCGUAAUAUUGUUCGACAUGACCCACAAACGUUAUAUCAAAUUGGUCAUCUAUAUCAAUUGAUGACCGAUAUUGAUCAAGCAUCUGAAUGGUACAAUCAAUUGUUAGGUAUAAUAUCAUCUGAUCCAGGUGUUUUACAAAAAUUGGGAGAACUGUACGAUUCAAUAGGGGAUAAGCAGCAGGCAUUUCAGUUUUAUAAUGAUUCCCAUAGAUUUUAUCCUGCUAAUUUUGAAGUGAUAGACUGGAUUGGAUCCUACUUUAUAUCAAUGCAGGUUGCUGAGAAAGCAUUGGCUUAUUUUCAAAAAGCGGUAGAACUUGCACCAGAUGAACCAAGGUGGAGAUUAUUAGUUGCCGCCUGUUUAAGACGCACUGGACAAUUUCACAAAGCUCUUGCGGAAUAUCAAGAUAUUCAUAAUAAAUUUCCGGAAAAUAUAGAAUGUUUAAAAUUUUUGAUCAGGCUAUGUAGCGAUCUGGGAUUGAAAGAAGCGCAGAUGUACACAGCUGAAUUGAAAAAGGCCGAGAAAGCUAAAGAAUUAAGAGAGAGACAAGGUUCAGCAAGACCAGGCACAACAGGUUCUAGAAAAAGUAAUAGUGGAACGUCAUCCCGGGGUGGUUCAGGAUUGAGUAUACUAUCAGAUCAAAGACGAAGUCCGGAUCGACGACCAAUUUCAGGGCGAAAUGAUUAUCAAGCUACGAGUUAUGCAGACCCUAUAGGACCUCUUCCUACUCGUCCUAUGCCUACUCGUCCUAUGACAGCUGCUGGAAAACGAGAUGAUGACUUUGGUGACGAAGAACUCGGAGAUGAUCUUCUACCCGAAUAA
This is a messenger RNA of Solenopsis invicta (red fire ant), 2609 nucleotides long. RefSeq names its product intraflagellar transport protein 88 homolog (gene nompB). Gene Ontology annotation, biological process: non-motile cilium assembly; intraciliary transport. Bases 204 to 2609 code for a protein of 801 amino acids. Gene Ontology annotation, molecular function: kinesin binding. The record is from RefSeq and is a predicted model, not a curated record. The transcript is spliced from 15 exons. Lineage: Eukaryota; Metazoa; Arthropoda; Insecta; Hymenoptera; Formicidae. Gene Ontology annotation, cellular component: non-motile cilium; ciliary basal body; ciliary base.